Molecule: messenger RNA, 3705 nt
Organism: Anneissia japonica
Lineage: Eukaryota; Metazoa; Echinodermata; Crinoidea; Comatulida; Comatulidae
Exons: 4
Coding region: 148-2292 (714 amino acids)
Molecular function (GO): protein binding
Source: RefSeq, a predicted model, not a curated record
GCCGUUCAAAGAAACCACUGAAAUGGAAAAAAAAAAUGUCCGAUCGUACAGUAAUCAGGAAGCAGGUUGUCAAGAGGGUGUCACCAUGGUAAUAGCAAGCUGGUAGGCAGUUCAUCAGCUACCGGUAUAUGUUUAUCACAUGUCAACAUGGUUUCGACGAAAAUGGCGGCUCAAGGUGACCAUAUACAAGAACAUUUUGACGUAUUUGUGCGUCUACCAUCUGGAAAAACUGCUCCGUUGUCAGUGCGAUACGAUAUGACGAUCUUCGAAUUGAAAUCAGUGAUAGAGUUCACCGUCGGAAUUCCCGUAGAAAUACAGAACCUAUCGUACAAAAACCGGCUCCUGUAUGAAGAUGACGAGACGCUGCGCUCCAGUAUCAUCAUCCCAGGCGUCCACAUCGCCGUGAACUACCCCUACGGCUGGGAAGAUUUGAUUGAAGCGUCGCUGGCUGGCGAUAUUACAUCGGUGAUUAACGAUAUCUACCGUCAUUUUGAUAAGUCUAUCGUCGCGCGAAGGAGAUCUGUCGUUAUGUUUAUAAGUUCACAUAAGGGAUAUAACUUCCUGGUGGCAAGGAUGUUGUCAGACGGUGUGAACCCUAAUACUCAGACGGCGACUGGCCGAACAUCAUUGCACAUCGCCAGCGCCAUGGGUAUGAUGAAUUGUGUGGGGCUACUUUUACAGCACCAUGCUUCUGUGGAUAUUCACGACAAGUUCGGGUUUACUCCACAGCAGCUGGCUGUGAGAUGUGGUCAGAAGGAGGUGGAGAGCAAACUCAUUGAAUUUCGUCGCAUCAAGAUUAAAUGGGAUGGGAAGACAAUGAAGUUGAAAUUACCGUGGCCACUUGCUACCAAUUUCCCCCCAACAAAUUUAGGACAGAGUGUUACCCCCGUGAUUGAUCUCCAGCAGUUGUGUAUCAGCCCAGGACCCGAAGAAAUCCGUCUGUACCCAUUGCCAGGACAACGCCCACGAUCAGCAGUUGUGAAGUCCUCUAAGACAACUCCUAUUCCCCAUGAAACAGAUAUGCAGGAGAAUAGUGAGACAGUCUUACAUAAAACGGGUGGUAGACUAGAUAACGACAAGUCAAGUGGACAUGAAUUUAAAAAGAGUGGACGUCGUAGACCUAAGUCUGCAUUUAUCGUGAAAAGCGAUCCCUCGGUAGAGUUUGGUUGUGUGCAAAGUGAGACUAAUCCAAAAGAAAGAAUACAUUUACGUGGGAAUGAAUCGCAUGCCAAUAAAAAUCAUAAUAAAGUGGACUUUUAUCAGCAAUCAACAUUAGAUAACCAAGAGAAUGUAUGCUGCUUUGGUGGGUGCCACGGUUGUGAAUAUGACAGUAUGAAUAUGAAAACUGAAUUUGGCAGCUCAGUUCUCCACAAAUCAUCAGUCAUGUGUCAUUCUCACGGUUUACCUAAUCCAGUACGAAAUCAGGACUCGGCACUCGCCCUCGGAUCGUCACAUACUCAUGAAUCAUCGCUCGCUCACGAACCGGCACACGCUAUUGAUCCGUCAUGUACACACGAAUUAUCGACACUCGACUCACCGCACGGGCGUGUAUCACACCUACGUGAUUCACCGCGCGUGCCUGCGUCAUCUCAAAUGAACGUCCGUCCAAUUAUAAUUGAUCGUUGUCAGUCAGGUCAGACGGAAGAAGAACGAAUACGUGAAGCCACAGUGCCAAGGUUUGUAUCAGAAAAAGAACGAUUUCAAUUAAAGUAUGGAAAGAAACGAGCAACGGAUGAAGAGAAUGAACACGCAUUCCAACAAUGGCUAGCGCUGAAACAUCAAGACGCAAAAGAUGAAAAACUGAUUAGAAAAGUUAGAACGAUGUUAAACAAAGUAACAGGGACUAAGGUAGAGGAAGAUAAAGAGGUUUCUAAAGAAAAAUCGGUUCGUUCAACAAAUGUAAAAGCGUUUGAUGAUUGGCUGAUGAAAAAGAAAAAGGCUGAUGUAAUAAAACGAAGACAGGCGAGCCAGGUUGCAAAAAGUCAGGAAUGCAGAAUCGCCAGGCAGGGGAAAACAUUCAACGAAUGGUUGAAAGAAAAGAACAGAUCAAAAUUAACCAUUCGAAGUCCUCCUGUAAGUCAGCAAAGUAAACGCUCAGCAAAUGAUACCAAACGGUUAGACGCGCAACGUGCAUACGAUCAGUGGUUAAAGAAGAAACAAUGUGAAGAAUUAGAAUCAUUAAAAGCGAGUAUGCGGCCACAGUCCGCUUCGACUCUCGCCGAAUACACAGAUGGUGGACCAACGCACAAAACCAGAAUACAUUCGGCACAGCAUCGGUUAACGAGUCGGUGAUAAGCACUACGAGCGAAAAUAAAUAGGCCUAUAUCGUUUUAAUAUUAACGUUAUUUAGAGAGUUCAUGUGUUACGAACAGGGAGAUGGCGAGAGAUUUCUUCCUGCUGCUAGAGAAGGGAGUAAGCGCCCCAUCACCACUGGAUCCGUCACUGAUAUUUUCAUUUGGAUGGCACUAAUUUAAUAUGUUAUUUAUUAUAUUCAUUUAUUUAUAUCAGUGAAUGUAUGAAUAUAUAUAGGCCUAGAUAAUAUAUCAAAAAUACAUAACACUAAUUUUGUGGUAUAUAUCAUGAUCAUAUAAACAAAUUAUGUUAUAUUGUGUAUUAAUAUUAAAGAAGGAAUGGAACCUAUUAGCAUUACAGCUGUUAACACUUACUAACGCUUUUUAUAAUAAAAACAAUUAUGAAAUACACUGAAUGUCACUUUUUUUUCAUUUUAUUGCUUAUAAUACUGUGCAUACAACUAUUGGCAACACUACAUAUAAUCUCAGAUAAUAUUUACAAUAAUAUUUCUUUUAUAAUUUUUUCUCAUAUCUAAUUUACACUUUUAUGUUAUAAGUACAUUUUUGAAAUAUUCAUUAUCUGUACAUGAAUGAGAAUAUUCCCCCAAGAUAGAUAGAUCAACAAAAUAACCGGUUUUUCUUGGACCCUUUAAAAUCUUUAUUAUAUAGUAAUUGCUAUAAAUGUAAAAACAAGGAUAUGCGAAUAAUAUUCUAACCUGCUUACAAUGUCUAAAAUAUUGCAUUACCACAUUGACGAAUACUUUAAGCAGAAGUUGAAGAACUAAAAUCCAUACAGUGCUCGCACACGGACGAAUUAUUACAUUUUCUAUCGCAGAGAGGUAUUUUUAUGCAUUUUUGACUUUUUUUAUAAACUUUAGGAAGCAAGUAUAGAUUUUUUGUUUAUUAAUGUGUUUAUUGGUAGGAAUAUAAUGACACCAAUUGGUUAAUUUGACUGCUUAAUUAGAGUUGUAUAUAUCCAAUUUAAUAUGACGGGUUGUUCCUGCCAUUCACAUAGCCCAAGAACAACGCGCCACAAUGAUUUAAUUAUGAUUAUAUACCAACACAGCGUAAUUGGCAUCAAUCAAUUAUUACCUGAUUGUGAUGACUCCCUUAGACCUAGGCCUAUAUAUAUUUCCACGCAUGCACAAAAAUUACUAUUAGCAUGUCACAAGACGGUGACAGGGCCUUUGGGCAACAAAGCUAUCUGUAAAGCGACUUGGGAUUUGGGAUCAAUAUUUAGAAGGCAAAAUAAACACAGUACAUGACGUUAGGCACAUUAAUGGAUACGGCAAGCAAGACUGAGGAUAAUACAAAUUACUGAACUCUACUAAAGUCAUGAACGGUGCAGACGAUAGUUGUGUAAUAAGUGAUCUGGAAUGUUUUAAAUGUAGGGCCUAUGCCAACAUGAAUAAUA